Arachis ipaensis is the source of this 1815-nucleotide messenger RNA. RefSeq lists its product as uncharacterized. The record is from RefSeq and is a predicted model, not a curated record. Lineage: Eukaryota; Viridiplantae; Streptophyta; Magnoliopsida; Fabales; Fabaceae. Gene Ontology annotation, molecular function: nucleic acid binding; RNA-DNA hybrid ribonuclease activity.
AUGACCAGGUUUGCCGAAGCAAACUACGUCAAAGACCUACCAGAAAUAUUCCAACAACUUCUAAAAUACAAUAUGAAGCUUAACCCUGAUAAAUGUGCUUUCGGAGUACAAAGUGGCAAGUUCCUCGGCUUCAUACUCACUUGCCGAGGUAUAGAGGCAAAUCUAGAGAAGUGUCGGGCAGUCUUGAACAUGCGAAGUCCAAAGACAGUCAAGGAGAUCCAUCAACUAACCGGCCGACUGGCAGCCCUAGCCCGAUUUCUGCCUCGGAUAGCCCACAGAUCACACCAUUUUUUCAAAAAUCUAAGAAAACAACAGGAGUUUCACUGGACCGAGGAAUGCGAAAAAGCUUUCACCGAGCUCAAGGCCAUACUUUCAGCUCCCCCAAUCCUCCAAACUCCAGAAGUAGGUAAACCAUUCUAUCUAUAUUUAUCUAUUACUGACCAUGCUAUCAGUUUUGUCUUAGUAACAGAAGCAGAAAAGCAGCAACACUCAGUAUACUUUGUCAGUAAAUCACUACAAAAUGCCGAGAUCUGUUACCCAAAAUUAGAGAAACUAGCUCUAGCCCUGGUCACAACAGCUAGACGCCUACGACACUACUUCCAAAGUCACACCAUCGUGGUCCGAAUAGAACAACUUUUAAGACAAAUACUGACGAAGCCCGAGCUAGCAAGAAGGCUAAUCAAAUGGUCGAUCGAGCUGUCAGAAUACGACAUUCAAUACCAAUCCAGAGGAGCCAUCAAAUCCCAAGCACUAGCCGACUUCAUUGCAGAACUCACUGCAGAGGAACAAGAUCCUAAAAACAACACAUGGACACUAUACGUCGACGGAGCCUCAAACAGCAAAGGCUCCGGAGCAGGAAUACUCCUCGAAGACAAACACGGGGCGCAAUUCGAGCAAUCCCUGCAAUUUACUUUUCAUGCAAGCAACAACCAAGCAGAGUACGAAACUCUAAUUGCAGGACUCCGACUAGCUCAAACAAUGGGAAUAACAUAUUUAAACGUCAAGUGCGACUCUCUGCUGGUAGUACAACAGGUAACAGGUAUUUUCCAGGUAAAAGACCCGUUGCUAGAAAAAUACAAUGUCAUCGUCAGCAACCUCGUCAAAAAUGUUCAAAAAUUCAACAUAUCUCAUAUACCUCGGGAACAGAAUGACAGAGCAGAUAUUUUCUCAAAACUAGCAACAAUAAGAAGUCAAACUACACCAUCCAUUUUAUCCCAACUAACACUCGAAGAACCUAGUGUUAUACUAACAUCAAUAUCGAGUAUUUCGCAGGAAGAUGACUGGAGAUCACCCUUCAUCACUUACUUGCAAACAGGGAACAUCCCUAGCAACGUCCAAAAUCAACGAAAGUUCAAACGAAGAGCAAGUUUCUACACAAUGCUCGAAGCCGACUUAUACAAAAGAGGAUUCACAAGACCCCUGCUAAGAUGCUUAAACACAGCAGAGGCCAAAUUGACAAUAGAUGAAGUCCAUAAAGGAGUUUGUGGUACACACAUCGGCGGCCGAAGUCUAGCUGCCAAGAUCCUCCGAGUUGGUUACUACUGGCCGACGUUACAACAAGACUGCAUGAAUAAAGUCAAACAUUGCGACCACUGCCAACGCCACGCACCGAUCAUUCAUACCCCGGCUGAACAACUACAUGCAUCCGACAUAUGCUGGCCAUUCAACAAAUGGGGGCUAGAUAUCCUCGGACCAUUCCCACCCGCUCCAGGCCAGGUUAAGUUUUUAAUUGUCGCCAUAGAUUACUUCACAAAAUGGAUAGAGGCUACACCACUGGCAAAAAUCACUUCUGAAAAAAUGAUUUCUUUCGUAUGA